Messenger RNA from Ostrea edulis (European flat oyster), 1098 nucleotides. Its product is annotated as polycomb group RING finger protein 3-like. The coding region runs from base 26 to 997 and encodes 323 amino acids. Gene Ontology annotation, biological process: regulation of transcription by RNA polymerase II. The record is from RefSeq and is a predicted model, not a curated record. The transcript is spliced from 11 exons. Gene Ontology annotation, cellular component: PRC1 complex. NCBI's taxonomy places the organism in Eukaryota, Metazoa, Mollusca, Bivalvia, Ostreida, Ostreidae.
UAUAGCUUUCGGUAAGACGUACAAAAUGGCUGCCACUGAAGUCGAUGAGCUGUCCAGUGGAACUGAAAAAAUAAAUUUGUCUUCAGAAGAUGCAUCAAAACUAGAAACAUCUGUAUCAAAACCAGAGGCAUCAUCGGUAUCAAAAGCAGAGACAUUAAGUGAACAAGCCUCCUUGUUGGACCAGCUGAAGUUACUACCAGAACCCCCCAGUCUCAGCAAGGAACCAAUUGUUUUACAGCUGAGAGAGUUAAAUCCUUACAUCACCUGUGGUCUGUGUGGCGGUUACCUGUAUGAGGCAUCCACUAUCACAGAAUGCAUGCAUACCUUUUGCAAAACCUGCAUCGUACGAUACACAGAACGGAAUUUAACAUGUCCUAUAUGUGAUGCACCUAUUCAUCCCACAGACCCCUUUGUUCACAUAAGACAUGACAGUACCUUGCAGGACAUUGUGUACAGACUUUUACCAAAGGUAGCUGAAGUGGAACAGAAAAGAGAAAUAGAAUUUUAUGAAAAACAUGAACAGGAAACUGGAGAGGUCAUUCUUCCAAAGCUCCAGCUGCCCCCCUCCCCACCAAGCACCCCGCCUCCUCGAACAGACCAGCCGCCCCUCCCCAGCGAGUACAUACGCAAGAAGAAGAAGGAACCAUCACUAGGAAAUUUCAAGUCACUAUUUGUCUCCAUAGUUCUGACUCAGAUCAGCGAGCAGGAAGAUUCCGAUGAGGAGUUUGAACUCGAAAAACAAUUUGUAAGAGUUACCAAAAGAGCAACUAUAGAAAACGUCAUCAGCUUCAUAAAAAGGAAACUACACCUAGGAAAUGUUUAUGAUGUUGACCUUUUCCAUCCAGAGGAAAUUGACUGUACAGAAACCAUAGAGACCGACAUCACACUGGAGAGCAUUAGGGAUACAUAUUAUAGUGGUCAGGACUGUUUGAUUGAACUUCACUACAGGGUGCAUCCAAAAGAAGAAGAAAUGCUGGUACAGGGAGAUAUAACGUAGAACUACUUGUACUAGAGAAUUGUUCACUUUUAAUUAGCUUUUAUCACAUUGUUAUUGUUUUUGUUAGGCUCGGCCAAAUAAAAGAAACUUUUUAUCAAGUA